ACUGCAUGAUGAGUAAUCCUGAAAGGGAAGACAUGGAUCACAGCGAUGUGAUGUCGGUCGAAGGAAGUUCAGACUGACAGUCGGGAUUUACACUUUUAGUGGAUCAAAGGAUAAUUAUCUACAAUUUAGUGAAAGGAAAAAGUGAUUAUAAUGUAUCAUUUUUCAUAAAUAUUGAAAUCCCACUGUGCUUUCAUACAGGCCAGACAAUCCCUACUUGCCGAUCUGCCUGCAGAUCGAAAAUUGUCGGGAUGUGACAAAGGAUAAAUAAACAGUUUGUGAUCGUGAUAUGGAUAAUUUAUUGAUAAAUCUAAAUGCUGAAGUUUAUAGAGAGAAUCAAGAUGGACAGAGUGGACAGGCCUUAUCACCAUGGUGUUAGGGACAUGGAGAUUCUGUAGGGCGUAUGAUCUUAUCAGGGAAGUCUUUGUAACACUGGUUGUUUGGUCCAUCUAGAACCAACAUCCAUGGCUGAUCUGCUGUCGGCAAGGUCAAAGCGUGUGCACAUUGUGCGACGCAUGAGCAUGGAAACCUACAUGGUACGUAUAUAUCCAGGAUCACUCACUUACGAAUGCGAGUUCACGUCUAUAGAAGCGGAGAAAACAACAUCAGCGCUGGAAAUUGUUGCGGUGGCUGUAAACAAACUACGUCUUGGCAGUUCAGAUAACUAUGAAUUAGCUGAAGUUUUGUCAACUGGUGGACAAUUAUGUAAAGAGAGAAGACUGGAACCGUCAGAAAAUCCCGUACGUAUUCAACUCUUGUGGCCAAAAAUCAUAAACGCAGAAAUGGAACGUGGUACUGGAUUAACUGGAUACAGGUUCUACCUGAGGAAAAAGGAUCCCGAUAAUCACACUAGAACUUCCUCGUGGCAGGAUUACCACGACAUAACAAGCCCUGCUGAUACUUUUCUCACUAGUUUCUUACAGUCACCCACAAACAACAAGGAAUACCCCGACCUAUGUAACUUACCUGAUCUGAAUGAACGAACUCUUCUAGACAACAUUAAGUCGAGAUACCACAAUUCCAAUAUAUAUACUUAUGUUGGAUCCAUACUAAUUGCGGUGAAUCCAUUCAAAUUCUUUCCCAUUUACAAUCCGAAAUAUGUGAAAAUGUAUCAGAAUAAACGUUUAGGUGAACUACCACCACAUAUAUUUGCAAUAGCCGAUGCAGCAUUCUACACCAUGUUGAGGACAAAGAAAAAUCAGUGUAUCGUAAUUUCUGGAGAGUCAGGAUCCGGAAAGACGGAGAGUACUAACUUACUGUUGCAUCACUUGACCGCUCUCAGCCAGAAGGGGGCACACGGCAGUGGAGUUGAGCAGACUAUUCUAGGUGCUGGCCCAGUGUUAGAGGCUUUUGGAAAUGCAAAGACAGUUCACAACAACAACUCAAGUCGCUUUGGCAAGUUCAUCCAAGUAAACUACAAAGAGAAUGGCAUGGUACACGGUGCCAUCGUGGAAAAAUAUCUGCUUGAGAAAUCCAGGAUUGUCCAUCAAGCAAGAAAUGAGAGGAACUAUCAUGUGUUUUACUACCUGUUGGCUGGGGCGGAUGAUCAAGAGCGCGAGACACUACAUCUUAGGAAACCGGAGGAGUACCAUUACCUCAGACAGAGCGGGUGUUACCACACAGAAGGCGUGGAUGAGGCACAUGAGUUUGCCAGGCUGAAACAGUCGCUGGAAAUGGUGGGGUUCUCCCCUUUGACACAAAGACGGAUAUUCUGUGUGUUGUCAGCAGUGCUACAGCUAGGAAACAUGGAGUUCAAAAAGAAAGGAGAUCAGCACCAUGAUGAAUCAGUCGCUAUCAAGGACGAAACAACAGUGCAGAUCAUAUCAAGUUUACUCAAGGUGAAGGAGAAAACCCUGACGGAGGCUCUGACACAAAAGAAGACAACAGCUGGAGGGGAAACUGUGGUCAUGAACUACAAAAUGGUGGAUGCGCUAGCUAACAGAGACACAAUGGCCAAGUGUCUAUACGGUGCGCUGUUUGACUGGAUUGUCCUAAAGGUGAACCAGGCCCUGUUGGCCAAGAGACACAACAGUGACCAUCAGGGAAAUUCAAUAGGUGUGUUGGACAUUUUUGGAUUUGAGGAUUUCAAGAAGAACAGUUUUGAACAGUUUUGUAUUAAUUAUGCUAAUGAGCACCUGCAGUAUUACUUCAACCAGCACAUCUUUAAAUUUGAGCAGGAAGAGUACAAAAAGGAAGGUAUUCAGUGGAAAAACAUUGAGUUUAUAGACAAUACAGGCUGUCUGGAGUUGUUCGCUAACAAGAGUAACGGCCUGUUGUGUCUUCUGGAUGAUGAGUGCAACUUUCCUGGUGCAACCAAUGAAACCCUACUGGCUAACUUCAACCACCAUCACAAGGGCCGGCCGUACUAUCAAGUGCCCCAGCUGAAGGAGGGGGCUUUUGAGAUUAUGCACUACGCUGGCAAAGUCAAGUACCAAAUCAAGGAUUUCCGAGAGAAAAACGGUGACCAGAUUAGGAUGGACAUUGUCAGCGUGCUGAAAAGUAGUAACCUCACAUUCGUCAGGGAACUCAUGGGGAUUGAUCCAGUGGCUGUCCUGCGAUGGUCUAUAGUGAAGACCCUCGUCAAAAGUGUGUUCGCCUUUAUCGCAGAGGGCAAGAAGUUCCGUAGCAGGGGAGGUCUGAAAUCCAGUACGUCUAUGAAAAAUCGGCGCCACUCGGACUACAUUAUGCCAGAAGCCUUGGCUGCCAGUGAGAACCUUCUCAAUGAGAGUGACCACCGUCACCAGGCCUUCUCUGGGCAGCGGUCUCUUUCCCCCCUGCAUGAACACCAAUAUUUUGCAUGUACUGUUGACACAUUUGAGGAUGGCUGUUCUGAUGAUGAUACGGACGAUGACAUCUUCAUCCGCUCUCUGGACUAUAUAACUGAUGAAAAAGGAGAUCUAGUAUUGACCAGUCCGGUGGAGUUAUACUUACCAGAGUCGGCCAAACUCAUCCGACGCUCUACAAAAAUCAUCCUGAAAAACAAAUCAUUCCGACCGAAGCCCAAACCACCCACAAUGCUGAGGGAUAUAAAAACUCUGAAGCAGAUUGCAAAUCGUACUAUCUACGGGCGAGGUAGUAGGGACGGCAGUCGGAAAGCCAUGGCCAGUGUCAGCGCCCAGUUCACGUGGUCACUUCAUCGUCUGAUGGCAACAUUGAACCAGGCAAAUCCAUUCUUUAUCCGGUGUAUCAAAUCCAACCCCGACAAGGCCCCCUGUGUGUUUGACGAUGCCAUGGUACUACGACAGCUCAGGUACACAGGGAUGUUAGCAACCGUCAAGAUCCGACAGUCGGGCUACAACUAUCGACUCACAUUUGAUGAGUUCAUCCAGAUGUACAAGAUAUUAUUACCUAAAGGCUUACUGAGCUCCAAGGAGGAUGUGAAGGCAUUUCUAGAGGAUAGACAUCUGGAUAGUGAGCAUUACCAGAUAGGUAUUACCAAGGUGUUCCUGCGAGAGAGUGAGAAAAUGAGAUUAGACGAGGCCCUCCAUGGGGCAAUCAUGCAGCGUGUAGUGAAAAUACAGAGGUGGUUCAAAACAAUCCUGGAACGACAGACAUUCCUAAAGAUGAGAGGGGCUUGUAUUGUCAUACAGAUCUGUGCACGCCGGUUCAUUGCUCUAAGGCGGUUGAGACGGUUGCGCCUUGAGAAAGAAGCAGCACUUAUCAUACAGAAAUGCUACAGAUGCUGGAAAGAGAGACGGCGCUACCUCAUCAUCGUCCAUAGUAUAACUGUGAUACAGAGUCUGGCCAGGGCUUUCACAGCCAGGAAGCAGUAUAAAAAGUUACUGGCAGACGCUGAGUUGAGACGGAGGGAGGAGGAGGAGGAAAAGUUACGGAAAAAACAACAGGAAGACUUGCACUCCUCCAACAGUGACGAGGGAAUUCUCACGAAAGGUUCGAGCGCUGAGGAGCUGGACGAGAAAGACUACCCAUCUAUACAACUACAGAGUCGUGACUCAGACGAGAGCAGUGGUAUCCAUGAGGCUGACGAAUCUGACUCAGAGACCCUGGCAGAUGAUCAUAGAAAAGGGUCUGUGGUCACUCUUCCUCCGACACCGACCACACCUGACCAGGAGGUGGUGGUACGGCCGGUGAGAAAGUCGGAUGAGGAUGAGUACCUCCACCACAAACACUCCUCAUCAAGGGUUUCAGACCUUGCCAAGGCAUUCCAGACAGACGGGGAGACGAAAUCGGAUCGUCCUCUCAGGCCGUCAAUUGUUGUAGAGAGAGACUACCAACCGAAAAGACGCCCCAAAAACUCUCCAGCUCCUCUCGCAAAGCAAGAGUCAUUUUCUGAUCUGGAAUCUUCACCUACUAGUCCCGACACCAUUGUGAUAUCCCGAGAUAAACUCCAGGAAAUUGACGACUGCCUCAAGAAAAACAAGGACCGACAGGAGCUCCCAGCACAACCACUAUCUCCUACCGGUGACUUCUCCAAAAACCGCAGUCCGUUCCGCCGGGCGCGGCGACAAUUCAAGAAUAUUAUGGGAGAUUUGAAGGAGUCCAAUAAGAGUUGCAAUGCUUAUCACCUAAUGCGCCAUAGACCAUCAUUACGAUUCCUCCAUAGGGAGAAGACUAACAAGAAAGGAAAGAAGGACUCGCAGGAUGACAGCGAUGAAGACGAAGUCUUACAACAUGGUCCAGAGCUCCAUACAAGAAUUGGUGUAUCAGUGUUACCGGUAGGAGAGUUAUCUGCCCCUAAAUCCCCAACAGUCAGGAAGGGGUCAGUACAAGGUUCCCAGGAAGAUAUAAGCUCCAGUGCUGAUCGACCUGACCGCAAAGGUAGAAAGAAACGCCAGGACCGGAAGCCUGCUGAGCUGGAGAAGAAGUCGUCGUCACCUCAGAGAAACGAGUGGACCCUGGCUGGUACCUCCCUGUGGCAGUACCCUGAGGAACUAGGUCUCAAGGACAUCUCCGAGAUCUCACAGCUUGAUGAGUUCAUUCAUAAAAAACUUUUAGCUUAUAAUAAAGACUGUUCCAGAAGAGAUACAAUAUUUGAUGCUGUUUUUAAACGAUCACUGAGGGAGUUCCACAUAGAGAUGCAAGCUCUUAUAUCAGUGGAGAAAAAGAAAAUAGAGGUACAUGUGCCAUAUCGAGACAUCUUCGCUAAGUUUGUCCACACCUUGGAUGCUGAAGUGAAGGCCGAGGGGACGAAUGCCUCUUUCCCUGUUACCAUGGGAAUCAAUGCUUUCCGUGGCUUCCUGGACGAGUUCAUCAAGAAUCAUAAGAAAGAAAAGAAAAAGGAAGACAGAAAAACGGAAAGCAGGGCACAGAAACGAGAAAACAAGAAGAAAGAUGUUUUGGAAUACCAAGGACACAAGUUCAGCCAGGUACAGUUUGGUAUCCCUACGUUUUGUGAAUUCUGCAAUAAUAUCAUCUGGAUUAUGGAGAAGGGGAGUGUCUGUCAAGUUUGUAAAUAUACCUGUCAUCGGAAGUGUGUAACGAAAUCAAGCAACACGUGCAAAGGUGUUCACGAUACGCAGACUGACACGGUUGAAUCGUCCACCACAAAAGUUCCUACAGGACAUAGGGUUCAGUCCCUUGUCCUUCGCCUAAACCUUAUGGCCGAGGCUGGUACGUCCAGGUGUGUUUUUGGUGCUCCGCUAGCUGCUCUUGUCUCGGACAAAGAAAAGAUACCUGUGAUAAUAGGAAAGCUGAUCAACUUGGUAGAACUACACGGCCUGUAUACUGUAGGUGUUUACCGAAAGAGUGGUGCUAAUGCCAAGGUCAAGCUUCUCAAACAGAACCUUGACUGUGGAAAGGAAGAUUUGACAGAUAUAGACCUUGUGGAGUUUAACAUUCACACUCUAGCCUCCACACUAAAGAAGUACUUUGUAGAACUACCUGAACCUCUACUGACCUUUGACCUUUAUGAUGAUUUCAUUAGAACAACAGAUAUCCAGGAUGAGAAGGAAAGGAUCCAGUCCCUGUAUGCUGUUAUAGAAAAACUACCCAAGGCCAACUACGACUUGUUUGAGAGGCUUAUCUUUCACCUGGCCAGGGUGGCUCACCACGAGGCCUUCAAUAAAAUGUCUGUUUCCGGACUGUCCAUUAUAUUUGCCCCAUGUCUCCUGCGGACAAGCAAAAACCUACAAGCACAAGACUCCCUUAGUCAGGUUCCAAGGCAGACCAAGGUGAUCAACCAUAUCAUACAAGAACAGUUGUAUAAGUUGAAAUCCACACUGGAAGACAUCAGUACACUGGAAACUGCCGCGGAGACGGCUACAGACCGGCUCAAUGUUGUCAGGGCCAGCAUGAGGAAGAGUCCAAUAGAAGAGAAGAAGCGAGUGUCUGGAGCCUCCGUGACCAGUACCGAGUCCCUCGACGGGAUGACACACGCCGAGGAGAUGGCACUUCGCUCACACAUUCGAUCCAUCAAAAAGGAAAAAGAUAACCUUACGUCCAAUUUACCAAAUUUGGAAUGUCGUCACCUGAGUUCUGAUGACGAGGUUCUAAGUACGGAUGACAUGGACAGUACAUACGAUACAGCUGAUGACUUUGAAGAUCAGGAGGAGUAUGCUCUGACCUUUGAACUCCCAGUCAGUCCCCCAAAUCAGCUGAAGCAUCUGACCAAGCGGCGAGCCACACUGCCACCGAGACGACCACCAACUCGCUAUAGUGAGGCAGUGAAGAGACGGAGAAAUUCAGAAAAUUCUUACGGAAGCCAGGAGCUUGAGGCCUCAGGUGAAUCUAGUGUUAAUGACCCUGUAUCCCCCGGCAACUACGAUGCAGUGUUCUUAGUAGGGCAAGGACGGAUUCCUUCGUACGAUUCGAGUUACCUUACGAUCCCAGGACUUCAGAAUAUAGGGGAGGAGGAUGAAAUCAUGGUGUGACUCUGUAUGGACAUGACCAAAAAAACAGAAUUUAAAAAAAAAUGUUCACUUGAACCUUAAUGCUGAUCUUUCAAACAUCUGUAGAGUUUAGUGAUUUUGUAAACAGCUCAAAUCAACGAUAAUUGCUCCACAUGUUUGUCGCAUAGGGCAUUACGUAGGUAAUUAAAUAUCUAUUUUCACUGCAUAAUUUCUCUGCCAUUUGAAAUUCAAUACUUUUAAUUGACAGGAAUGUGAAUGUCUGUAGUGUGAAAUUAUUGGUAAACACUUGCUUAUGGACACAAUACUAUUUCACUAUCGGUAGUAAUUACAAUAUUUGUGGCAAUAACAUUCCUUACGUAUUCAAACAAAUCCUGUCAAUUUGAUAUAAACAUCAAUCUCUCGAAAGGUAUAGUUUCCGUUCUUUUGUAUGAGCAGCAAUCCCAAGUAGACUUGCUGGCACGUAGUUCAUUUCAUUUGGCUGGGUUUUUAUUUGUAUGUUUUUUUGUUCUGAGGUAUAUGAACCCAGUGAAAAUAGCUUAGUUAUAAUUUCUGUCUGUGUUAUACCAGUAAUGAUAUGCUGGAGUUACGUUUGGUACUGUAUGUUUACCUACAGUCUAUGUGGACCAAAACUGUGCAAUACUGCCUGUUUUCCGGAAAUACUUUAAUAUUAUUGUUUAAAAAAAAUCUUGAUCUAAAUUUUUGACAUUUCUCACAACUCCCAACCCCCAGCCCUCCCCAUCCACCCUAUUAAUUAUCUCACCUGCUUGUGAGAACUGGUGAGACUAAUCCAUGGCAUAGUGUCUUUUGUCUGUCAUUCUUUUCAUUAAAAAUAUACUUUCCCCUAAUUAGUUUCUGAUAAGAUUUCUACCAAGUUCCGAGUUACACAUCCUCAAAGGAGAGGAUAAGCUGAUCUGUCAUGCCAGGGGAAGGUUAAAAUAAGAGGAUAUUGGUAGGUUUUAGCUUUCAAAAGACGACUUAUCAAGAACUUCCUGUAUUUAUCAUUCAAUAAGCCCUGCCAACAAAUAAGCCCCCUUCGUUUUGGGGGAAUCAUCAGAUAGGGGAGGGGAUUCCUUAAGGAAAAAUAUGGUAAUAACUAUGUAACAUCAUCAGGACUCAUAAACGCUGUAACACAUCGGGAGGUGGAUGAGGGCUUAUAAACGUUCUGUAACACAUCCAGGAGGUGGAUGAGGGCUUAUAAACGCUCUGUAACACAUCGGGAGGUGGAUGAGGGCUUAUAAACGCUGUAACACGUCCAGGAGGUGGAUGAGGGCUUAUAAACGCUCUGUAACACGUCCAGGAGGUGGAUGAGGGCUUAUAAACGCUGUAACACGUCCAGGAGGUGGAUGAGGGCUUAUAAACGCUGUAACACGUCCAGGAGGUGGAUGAGGGCUUAUAAACGCUGUAACACGUCCAGGAGGUGGAUGAGGCCUUAUAAACGCUGUAACACGUCCAGGAGAUGGAUGAGGGCUUAUAAACGCUGUAACACGUCCAGGAGGUGGAUGAGGGCCUAUAAAUGCUGUAACACGUCCAGGAGAUGGAUGAGGGCCUAUAAAUGCUGUAACACAUCCAAGGGGUGGAUGAGGAACAUGUCCAGGGCAUUACCAUGUUAGCAUCUCAGUUAGGCAAUUUAAUCUACAAUUACCAGUACUCGCUAUGCUGGGUCCCUCAGUCGUAAUGGGGAGAUCCCUGUUCUUACCUACGAUGAUCGAGGUGCUGGCCCUACACACAAACAGAUGAUGAUAUCCCUAAUUACUAUGGAUUAUAACUAGUGCUUAGGAUUCAUUGCUUAAUAAAGGAAGAAUUAGAUCCCCUGAAAUUAGGAUAAGAUGUAACAAACAGGUGAGCAAUACAGGCCCAAUGGGACUUUUGUAGUUUUGUUGAAUAGGUAGCAUGACUGACGUACAUACUGUGCAAUAUAUCCUUUACGUAUCAUGGUAAUACCCAGGCAUACACUGCUUUUUGUUUCAUUGAACAUUUUAAGGAGUCAAAUGAAUUCUUUAGAGGCCAAUUGAAAUUGUAACUACUAAAUAGCGUUUCCCUAGAAUUCUGAUUGCCCCAUGUCAGAUGUUUUUACAUUACUGCAGACAGUAUACAUUUUUAGGUGUAUUGUUACUGCCAGCUUCACUCUGUAGGUUUGGUCAUUAUUAACCAACAAAAGAUAACUACUAGUGGACAUCGGACGUCUGUUGUCUGACACCUUGGUGACAUUGACAGGUAUGAGUGGACAUCGGACAUCUGUUGUCUGAGACCUUGGUGACAUAGACAAGUAGGAGUGGACAUCGGACGUCCGUUGUCUGACACCUUGGUGACAUAGACAAGUAGUAGUGGACAUCGGACGUCCGUUGUCUGACACCUUGGUGACAUAGACAGGUACGAGUGGACAUCGGACGUCUGUUGUCUGACACCUUGGUGACAUUGACGGGUACUAGUUGACAUCAGACGUCUGUUGUCUGACACCUUGGUGACAUAGACAGGUACGAGUCGACAUCGGACUUUUGUUCUCUGACACCUUGGUGACAUAGACAGGUACGAGUGGACAUCAGACGUCCGUUGUCUGACACCUUGGUGACAUUAACAAGUACUAGUGGACAUCGGAUGUCUGUUGUCUGACACCUUGGUGACAUAGACAAGUACUAGUGGACAUCGGACGUCUUGUCUGACACCUCGGAGAAACAUCACCAUUAAUCUAGUCAGUCUCUCGAUACACAAUGGGGAGUUAAAAAUCUGUGAUUGGUCGGUGUAGUGUAGUGAUAGACUAUUUAUUGAGAUGUAUCCUGUCUGUAUGUUAAUAGUGUGUUUUGGCUUUAAAGUGAUAGAUGCUCCGAGUCAUUAAAUGGUAGGUUUAAUGGAUUGUACUGAAAACUUUAUAUUUUUUCUGGUCAUGAGAAAAUUGAACUGUAGAUGUCCCACUGAAUCCACUAGUAUGUAUUACUAUAGUAGACGGCGUCCACCCAGACCUUAGAACACACUAGUACGUGUAACUAUAGUGGCCGGAGUCUGUCCAGACCUUAGAACACACUAGUACGUGUAACUAUAGUGGCCGAAGUCUGUCCAGACCUUAGAACACACUAGUACGUAUUACUAUAGUAGACGGCGUCUGUCCAGACCUUAGAACACACUAGUACGUGUUACUAUAGUUGACGGUGUCUGUCCAGACCUUAGAACACACUAGUAUGUGUUACUAUAGUAGACGGCGUCUGUCCAGACCUUAGAACACACUAGUACGUGUUACUAUAGUAGACGGAGUCGGCCCAGACCUUAGAACACACAAGUACGUGUUACUAUAGUAGAUGGAGUCGGCCCAGACCUUAGAACACACUAGUAUGUGUUACUAUAGUAGAUGGAGUCGGCCCAGACCUUAGAACACACUAGUAUGUGUUACUAUAGUAGACGGCGUCUGUCCAGACCUUAGGACACACUAGUACGUGUUACUAUAGUAGACGGAGUCUGUCCAGACCUUAGAACACACUAGUAUGUGUUACUAUAGUAGACGGCGUCUGUCCAGACCUUAGAACACACUAGUACGUGUUACUAUAGUAGACGGCGUCUGUCCAGACCUUAGAACACACUAGUACGUGUUACUAUAGUAGACGGCGUCUGUCCAUACCUUAGAACACACUAGUACGUGUUACUAUAGUAGACGGCGUCUGUCCAGACCUUAGAACACACUAGUAUGUGUUACUAUAGUAGACGGCGUCUGUCCAGACCUUAGAACACACUAGUACCUGUUACUAUAGUAGACGGCGUCUGUCCAGACCUUAGAACACACUAGUACGUGUUACUAUAGUAGACGGAGUCUGUCCAGGCCUUAGAACACACUAGUACGUGUUACUAUAGUAGACGGCGUCUGUCCAGACCUUAGAACACACUAGUACGUGUUACUAUAGUAGACGGCGUCUGUCCAGACCUUAGAACACACUAGUACGUGUUACUAUAGUAGACGGCGUCUGUCCAGACCUUAGAACACACUAGUACGUGUUACUAUAGUAGACGGCGUCUGUCCAGACCUUAGAACACACUAGUACGUGUUACUAUAGUAGACGGCGUCUGUCCAGACCUUAGAACACACUAGUACGUGUUACUAUAGUAGACGGCGUCUGUCCAGACCUUAGAACACACUAGUACGUGUUACUAUAGUAGACGAAGUCUGUCCAGGCCUUAGAACACACUAGUACGUGUUACUGUAGUAGAUGGAGUCGGCCCAGACCUUAGAACAGCGGUGAUGUGGACACUGAUAACAUUCCAGGCUCACAUUGUUUACUUAAUACAUUAUAAUGUUGUUUACGUAUCUUUGUUUAUAUUGAUGUUUAUCAUGACAUAAAUAACAUGUAUGGAUUAUGUUUGCUCACACUUCUUAUUUGCACAAAUCAAAACGGUUUGCGAUAAUUGUCUGUUAGCUGGCCCAUUCCUUACAAACAUCUAUACAUAAUCCCCGAUCUUAAGACAACAGAAAAAUUAUUUUCCAAAUGACUUAGGGGCUUUCUCCUGACAAUUGAGAGCAUUAUUUGAAUCAUGAGAAUUUUGUAUUGAUACUUUUAUUUUGGAAGGUGAUAAGGAUUCAACCCAGAUUUGUGAUUCGAUUUUUGAAAUUGAUCAAUAUCUAGGGUCAACUGAACUUCCUAAUUUUAUUAACAAAGAACAUAGGACAACCUGUGACAUGGUUGGAUUUCCAUUUCGGUCAGCGUUUGACCUAUAUAAUUAUUAUAUUUAAUAGCUGAAAAGGAGAAUUUAAACUAUUUCAGUGAUCACAAGCAAUAGUUUUGUUGCUGUUUUUUCAGAAAUAUGCAAAUAUCAUUUAAUAGACUUGUUAUCAUAUAAUUACGUGUAGUUGUUUGUAAUAAAAAAAAUCUGUGAUAUUCAAUUAAAAAAAAAUGUCAUUUCCUUUGUGCCUUUUAAUUUUUAUGUGUAGCAACAAUAAAUAGUUUAUUGCUAUACCUUCUGUUGAAAAGUGUUUAUGUUGCAUUGUCAUUAGUGGAUGUAUUAGUGCUCCUAAUAAUGUUUUUAUUAGUUAAUUGUGAAAUGCUUAAAUAGUGAGAUGCGAAAUGAUGAUGUUAAUUUUUACUGCUCCAGAAAUUAAAAGCAAUCAUCAUUUUUCGAGGUCGUUAUUUUAGUUUAAUACAUUAUGAUUAUUUUUUUAACAUUUAUUUAUUUGGUUUUGUUGAGAACAGACUGGUAGUCAUUUUUGGCCAAAGGAAUAUCAUGAGCCUAUGAGAUAGGUCAUGGUAAAUACAUUUUCUGAGGCUGCGUACGUAAUCUGUUGUCAUGGUAAAUACAUUUUCUGAGGCUGCGUACGUAAUCUGUUGUCAUGGUUAAUACAUUUUCUGAGGCUGCUUAUGUAAUCUGUUGUCAUGGUAAAUACAUUUUCUGAGGCUGCGUAUGUAAUCUGUUGUCAUGGUAAAUACAUUUUCUGAGGCUGCGUAUGUAAUCUGUUGUCAUGGUAAAUACAUUUCCUGUGACCAUGUACCCAGUUGAAUUCAAUGUGGAUUUAUUUUGCCAUAUACAUUGUACAAGCAAUACAUUUAUUCCUUGAUAUAUUACAUGUUGAAGACACAGACUUAAUUGAUAUGCAGAAUAUGAUUGUGUAUAUUGUAAUAAAAAAAAACAUGCCGGUAAUAGAAACUGCACCAAGACACCUAUACUGUCUGUCGCUAUGGCCUAUACUGUCUGUCGCUAUGGCCUAUACUGUCUGUAGCUAUGGCCUAUACUGUCUGUCGCUAUGGCCUAUACUGUCUAUAGCUAUGGCCUAUACUGUCUGUCGCUAUGGCCUAUACUGUCUGUCGCUAUGGCCUAUACUGUCUAUAGCUAUGGCCUAUACUGUCUGUCGCUAUGGCCUAUACUUUCUGUAGCUAUGGCCUAUACUGUCUGUAGCUAUGGCCUAUACUGUCUAUAUAGCUAUGGCCUAUACUGUCUAUCGCUAUGGCCUAUACUGUCUGUCGCUAUGGCCUAUACUGUCUGUAGCUAUGGCCUAUACGGUCUAUAUAGCUAUGGCCUAUACGGUCUAUAGCUAUGGCCUACAUGUAUACUGUCUGUCGCUAUGGCCUAUACUGUCUGUCGCUAUGGCCUAUACUGUCUGUAGCUAUGGCCUAUACUGUCUGUCGCUAUGACCUAUACUGUCUGUCGCUAUGGCCUAUACUGUCUGUCGCUAUGGCCUAUACUGUCUGUCGCUAUGGCCUAUACUGUCUGUCGCUAUGGCCUAUACUGUCUGUCGCUAUGGCCUAUACUGUCUGUCGCUAUGGCCUAUACUGUCUGUCGCUAUGACCUAUACUGUCUGUCGCUAUGACCUAUACUGUCUGUCGCUAUGGCCUAUACUGUCUGUAGCUAUGGCCUAUACUGUCUAUAGCUAUGGCCUAUACUGUCUGUAGCUAUGGCCUAUACACAAUGUACUGUCUGUAGCUAUGGCCUAUACUGUCUGUAGCUAUGGCCUAUACUGUCUAUAGCUAUGGCCUAUACUGUCUGUAGCUAUGGCCUAUACUGUCUGUAGCUAUGGCCUAUACUGUCUAUAGCUAUGGCCUAUACUGUCUAGAGCUAUGGCCUAUACUGUCUAUAGCUAUGGCCUAUACUGUCUGUCGCUAUGGCCUAUACUGUCUGUAGCUAUGGCCUAUACUGUCUGUAGCUAUGGCCUAUACUGUCUAUAGCUAUGGCCUAUACUGUCUGUAGCUAUGGUUACAUGUACCAUCGUCCAUGUUACCAGGAAUGUGUAACAUAUUUUACUGUGUAUUAUUACAUUUAAUACUGUGUUACCUAGUGUAUUAUAUUAUUAUAGUUUAAGAUAUUAGUAUUCUGAUGUGCUGACUAUUUUACAGUGUUUUCAAGUUCUAUUACUAUUACAUCAUUACAGUGAUAUUAUAAUAAAGCUGGUAUAAGAUUUAACAGUAAUGUCACUUCAGUAUAAUGCUACUAGUGUACUAAUAGUAUUACUUUAAUAGUUUAACUGUAGUUUUACUAUAGUAAUGCUACAGUAACUGUGGAUUACUUAGGUUUUCCUCAUGAUAAUCAUUUCCCGUAUGGAAUAUCAGUUAAUUAAUGCAUCAUACAUAUAAUGUGUUUAUAUAUAUAUAUAUAUAUAUACACUUCGAUGGAAAUACCAAUGAUUGUCUUCACAUGUCGGUAUAGAAAACGUAUAAAAACUUACUAUAGUGAAGAUUUGUGAAAGAUUUCCCAGAGACAGGCUUUGUUGCUCAAACUCAAUGCAAACAUACGCUAAUAUAUAGACUUGUGUGAGUGUGUAUAAACAUGUGUCAGUAUACUCUGCAAAAAUAAAAAAUACAUGUCACCUGUGUAGAUAGAAGUGUCCGGGGAAGGCGACACAUUUGUAACCCUUUGUUGGACAGAUGUACAGUUAUAUUAAAAUACGUACAUCUUAAUUAUAACAAACUUUGCUUUAAAUAUGAGCGGAGAAUUCCCUUUUCCAUGUUUUGGGGUUCUCAGUUACUUCAUUCCAUUAUUGUUUGUGUUCUGUUCAAUAUUAUAAUGAUACUGACAAGGUUCAUACAAAGUACAUAAUUAUUUUGUACCAUUUGUGAAUGUCGUCAAAUCAAAUGAUUUGUGCCAUUGUUUUUAGAGUUUUUAAGUUGAUAAUAAAAUCCUUCGAUAUAACUCAUCAUCAUCAUCCAUUACAAAUGUUAUCCACGGAGUAUUCCAUUGAGAACAUGUCUUACCAGUAGGUUAGCCUGACAUGUUUACUGUACGACUCUGUUGUAUGUACAUAGCUAUAAGGGUUUGUUAUGGAGGACUGCUGUCACACUGACAGUGCUGGGAGUGACAGGAAGUGAAAGGGAGAUAACUCAAGUGUCUUACAGAACAAGUGAGGUCUGAGAGUGAUCAAGUCUGAGCGAUACUACUUGUAUCAAUAAAACUAAAAUAAUAUUAAA
Molecule: messenger RNA, 14677 nt
Organism: Pecten maximus
Lineage: Eukaryota; Metazoa; Mollusca; Bivalvia; Pectinida; Pectinidae
Product: unconventional myosin-IXa-like
Exons: 45
Coding region: 462-6827 (2121 amino acids)
Biological process (GO): intracellular signal transduction
Cellular component (GO): myosin complex
Molecular function (GO): microfilament motor activity; protein binding; ATP binding
Source: RefSeq, a predicted model, not a curated record